Nannospalax galili (Upper Galilee mountains blind mole rat) is the source of this 2906-nucleotide messenger RNA. RefSeq names its product UV stimulated scaffold protein A (gene Uvssa). NCBI's taxonomy places the organism in Eukaryota, Metazoa, Chordata, Mammalia, Rodentia, Spalacidae. Gene Ontology annotation, cellular component: chromosome. The transcript has 14 exons. Gene Ontology annotation, biological process: response to UV; transcription-coupled nucleotide-excision repair. Bases 428 to 2581 code for a protein of 717 amino acids. The record is from RefSeq and is a predicted model, not a curated record. Gene Ontology annotation, molecular function: RNA polymerase II complex binding.
ACAGGGAGCGGCCACAUCCGGCAGUCGGAGGCUGCUGGGGCGUCUUGCUGCCCCUGGGGUCGCUGAGGAGGCGGGUCGGUCAGCGAGUGUGGCCGCCGCGGGUGGUGCCCGGCCAGAGCCUCGGCCUCGCGGGCCGGACCCGUCGCCCCUGCGACUGCCGCCUGCAGUGAGCGAGCGCGGAGCCUGCGCGGCCAGCUUGUGAAGGCCAGUCCAUCACUUAGUGACAUUGCCCCCCAAACGCGCCAGGGCCGGGGUGGCGACGUCGCCCACCCUAGCUGCAGACCGCUUGAGUCAUCGCCUUUAGAAGUGCAUUCAUCCCAGAAGGCCUUGCUGGACUUACCCCACUGAAUUGUCCUUUCGCAGGGAGGCACCCUAUAGAGACUGCGUCCAGCGACCCGCCCCAAGGGCCCUUGGAGUAGUCCCAAAUAUGGAUCAGAAACUUUCAGAGCUGAUAGAAGAGCUCACGACUUCUGGAGAACCCCGACUGAAUGCCCAGAAAAUGAAGGAACUGAAGAAAACGUGCAAGUCUUCAGAGGAGCAGCUGAAUUAUGCCUACCGCCUGCUCACGACACAGCUGACCCAGGACCAUGCUGAAAUCCGCCUCUCAGCCUUCCAGAUCAUGGACGAGCUCUUCACCAGGUCUCAUCAUUUCAGGAUGCUGCUUGUUUCUGACUUCCAGAAGUUUCUGGAACUCACACUGGGCACAGAUAAUGACCAUCCCCUGCCACCACCAUGGGAAGCAGCCCAGAGGCUGAAGCAGGCAGCCAUGCAGGCUGUGGAAGGUUGGAACGAGAAGUUUGGGGAGGCCUAUAAGAAGCUAGCCUUGGGCUACCACUUCCUAAAGCACACCAAAAAGGUGGAUUUUCAGGAUGUGAAUGCCAGAACUGUGGCAGAAAGGAAGCGAGAGGAGGUGAAGCAGAGGCACCUGGAUAAAAUGCACAGAGCAAGUGCUGAGCGGGCUGAAAAGGAGAUGGAAGAAAUGGCUGAUGAAAUGGGAUGCUGCCUGACAGAAGUGGAGAACUGCUUUAGGCUGCUGGUGCCCUUGGACUUUGGCCCAUUUCCAGAGACCAAAUUCCUUGGCAAGGCACCUGGUACAACAGAGGCCUGUGCCCCUUGUUUCUUGAGCCCAGACCUGGUAGCUCUUCGUGGGUCUGGCCCCCCUGUACUCCAGGAUGAGGAGCAGCCAUGCUGCAGCAAGGACCUGGCUGCUUCUGUAUGCAGUGUAGGACCUGUGGCUGGUCUGGAAGUACUGGCCCCAACAGCCACACAAGACCUCUCAGGGGAUGAGAGUGAAGACGGUGAUCCAGAGGAGUUCCUUCGGAGCCAUGGCCUGGGUUCCCACAAGUACACACUGGACCUCGAACUCUCCUCAGAUGGUCCAAAGGUGCAGGAGAAUGAGGACAACCUCGCUGUCCUCCAUGCUGCCCGAGACUCACUCAAACUCAUCCGGAACAAGUUCCUGCCAGCAGUGUGCUCCUGGGUCCAGCGGUUUACCCGAGCAGGGAUCUACAGUGGACACCUAAAACGAGCCAUUAACCUGAAAACAGAACUGGAACUUGCUCUGAAGAAGUAUGAGGAGCUGGACAUCAAGCCGGAGAGAGGGCAGAGAAGCAGGACAGAAGCACUGGAGGACAGCGAGGAUGAGAAUGAGGACUUCAUGGAGGUGCCGGAGAAGGAGGGGUAUGAGCCUCACAUUCCUGACCACCUACGGGCUGAGUAUGGGCUGGAACCAAAGGCCCCACUGAAGAUUCCAGAGAAAGACACAGUUGUAUGCAGCUUAGAGGCAAGGAGAAGGCAGAGAAGGAGUGAGGAGGCAUCGGACCCCACCUCUGCUGCUGCCCAGCUGUUGUGGCUCCAGGACCACCUGCCCCCCACUUCAUCCUCUACCAGGGUAUCCCUGGAGCCCCGGGAGGACCAGAAGCUGGUGGCAGAGCGAGCCCGAGCGCCUGUUGUACCCUUCGGAGUGGACCUGUGCUACUGGGGCCAGGAGCAGAUGACAGCUGGAAAGAUCCUCAAAUCUGACUCUCAACACCGCUUCUGGAAGCCCUGUGAAGUAGAGGAGGAAGUGGACAGUGCCCAUGUCUCUGAGAUGCUUCAUAGUCGACACAUCACCUUUGCAGGGAAGUUUGAACCUGUGCAGCACCAGUGUCGGGCCCCAAGGCAUGAUGGCAGGCUCUGCCAGCGCCAGGACCGGCUAAAGUGCCCGUUCCAUGGGAAGAUCAUCCCUAGAGAUGACAGAGGUCAGCCCCUCAACCCAGAAGACAGAGCCCGUGAGCAAAGGCAGCAAUUGCAGCAGCAUCAAACACGCCCAGAUUGGCAGGACCCUGAGUUUAUGAAGGACGUGGAAGCAGCCACAGGAGUGGACCUCGGCUCGUCCAGAUACAGAGGGAAGGGCAAAGCGAAGAGGAGGAAGCACCCCAACCUCACUGACCUUCGGGAGCGUGCCAACACCAGCCGGGCCCGCCUCGAGAAGAAGGUCUUCGCUAAGGCGGCUGUGCAGAGAGUGGUUGCUGCCAUGAACCAGAUGGACCAGAAGAAACAUGAGAAGUUUGCAAACCAGUUUAACUAUGCAUUGAAUUAAAAGAAUGUGGGCUGAAUGUGCUGUGGUCCCCUUUGGUCAUCAGGUCAUCUAUCACAAGCAUACUAAGAUGGGAGAAUGGGCACAUGUCUGUUGGAGGACUUGAGCUGCCAAACACAUGGGGACACUGUGAUCCCCUUUCCUUAUGGCUCUGCUGGAGUUUAGAGAUACAGUAAAGACAGUAGAAGCAUCAGUACCAAAGACCACCAAGCACACACAGAAGUCAAAGAUGGACUUGGGGUUUGGUUUUGUUUCUGAGUUUUGUGGUUUUGAGACAGGGUCUUUUUGUUGUUGUCAUAAUAAAAAACUUCUUUUAAGAAGGCAUUCA